Molecule: messenger RNA, 1952 nt
Organism: Drosophila grimshawi
Lineage: Eukaryota; Metazoa; Arthropoda; Insecta; Diptera; Drosophilidae
Gene: Gyg
Product: glycogenin-1
Exons: 6
Coding region: 120-1625 (501 amino acids)
Cellular component (GO): cytoplasm
Molecular function (GO): glycosyltransferase activity
Source: RefSeq, a predicted model, not a curated record
UGCGUAGUACAGAAGAGUUCGCUUGGGUUACUUUGACCACAAAUGAUACGUACUCGCUGGGCGCCCUGGUGCUGGCAAAUUCGCUAAAGCGAGCCGGCACCGCCCAUCAGCUGGCAGUGAUGGUGACGCCCACCGUAUCGGAGGCGAUGCGUGACAGACUGAAGGAGGUGUACAAUGUUGUACAGGAGGUAAAUGUGAUGGACUCACAUGAUGCCGCCAAUCUGGCGCUGCUCGCCCGCCCCGAACUGGGUGUCACCUUCACAAAGCUCCACUGCUGGCGUCUCGUCCAGUUCGAGAAGUGUGUCUUCCUCGAUGCGGACACACUGGUGCUGAAAAAUUGCGAUGAGUUGUUCGAGCGUGAGGAACUGUCUGCUGCUCCAGAUGUCAGCUGGCCCGAUUGCUUCAACUCGGGCGUCUUUGUCUACACACCCAGCGUGGACACCUUUAACAAGAUCACAGAGUUUGCCGUGCAGCAUGGCAGCUUCGAUGGCGGCGAUCAGGGUCUGCUGAAUCAGUACUUUGCCGAUUGGGCGACCGCUGAUAUCAAGAAGCAUUUGCCUUUCAUCUACAACGUGACAGCCUAUGCUUCCUACUGUUACUUGCCCGCAUUCAAACAGUUCAGAGAUAAAAUUAAGAUUUUGCAUUUUGCUGGCAAACUGAAGCCUUGGUUGAUUCACUUCAAUACGGCAACAAAAACCGCUGACACGCCCACCGAUUACGCACAUGCACAGGACCUCAUCCAGCACUGGUGGACCAUCUUCUGUGACAGUGUGCAUGAGUCUCUCAGCGACAAUAUGUAUCUUUGCUUAAACAUAACGCAUUCGCCGAGCAACACUGAUAGUAAUUACGAUGCGGACAGCUAUUACAAUCGGCAACAAGAACAACAAAGACAGCAAUAUGUGCCGCAUGUUCGUGAAUAUCGAGAUCCUUGGGCAGAUUACUAUGAGCAAGUGGAGCGACAUCAAAAUCAGCCUGAACCUGAACCUGAACCUCAACCUGAAUCCGUAUCCGAAUCCGUCUACGAAUCCCCCAAUGAAAAUGCGAUUGAGAACUCAUGUGAAACGCAGGUGCUUGACGCUCAGAGGAGAAGAUGGAGCCACAGUGAAGCAUGCAGACCCACAUCAUCAUUACAGCCACAAGAACAACAAGAACAACCACCACCAGCACAUAAACCAACCACUGCCAAUGAAGAACCCAAAGCAAUAGAUGUAAAUAGCAACACAUGCGAAACUGAGCAAUCACCCACCCACCAAGAACACCAACCAGAACAACAACAUCACCAUCAAAACCACCACCACCACCAACAUCACGAGCACCACCCAGUGCAUAGUACAAUCGAACAGAAUGCGACACAAGCCACUUUAAGUCAUCAACCUCAAAUUGAAGAUGUUGCCGUUGCUGCUGAGGCUGGUCUCGCUGGCGCAUUGUCGCAGCUACGCAUUGGCGUAGAGCGCACCCCCGAACAGGAGCAGUACGAGAAUCUGAUGCGUCGCCAGUGUUGGGAAUCGGGACAGGUUGACUAUUCGGGCGCCGAUGCGUUCGACAACAUCUGGAAGAAGAUCACGAAGACGCUGGAAGCGAAGCCCGAGAAGCCGACGGAGGCUGACCAAACUGGUAGUUCAUAGAUACAAAAUACUAUAUGUAGUGAACAGAAGAACAAAUCGUUCAUCGUUUUGCUGUGCCCAUUGACCAAUCCCCUAAACCCCUUAAACACACUAGCACAACACACAAACACACAAGCACACACACACACACACACUCAGGCACACACCUGUGCACAGACUUUGACACUUUAGCCGGUUGAAAUACAAAAUUAUAUCCAAGUGUUGUCAAGUGUCAUAUUUAAUUGCUGCACACUUGUACACAGGCACACCCACUGCCACACACAUACACACACACACACACACACAUGCAGUGGCCUUGUUAGCAGCAGUGGCUCAUAUCAUGAAAUG